CGUGGCAGCAAUAUGAAAAUUUCGCACAAUUACACAAUUGGAGCAUUUCUCUCCAAUUGCAGUGUUGAAAGAAGCAGAUGGCGGUAUAAAGAAAAAGCAUUUUAUGGGAGGGAGAGAGUGAAGAAUUUCACGUCGCAAUAUUUGCACGCACGUGUGAAUGUACAAUUCAUACCGGUACCUUACAAAUAAAACGAAAGAAAGAUGUAUUUGGAUCCGAAGCCAUCAAACCCUUUCGAAAUCAUAGUGGGAACUUACGAGCAAUAUUUGCUCGGAUACAAAGUGCACAACGUCGUAAAUGAAUAUAGCAUAGAGAAGAGUUUUGCAACUCACAGUCAUGCUGCAAGUAUACGUAGUGUCUCCAGUAAUAAAUACUAUCUAGCUUCUACUGGUGCCGAUGAAGCAGUAUGUUUGUAUGACAUGCGUUAUAGGAGAGAAUCUGUCAAAUUAAUGCAUCAUAAAGAUGCCAUCAAUUGUGUUGCAUUUACUCCAGAAGGGUCACACUUGUUUACGUGCAGUAACGAUGGUAGUAUAAGUGCUAUUCGUUGUGGUAAUUGGCAACUGGAUAAACUCUGGUCAGCGGCACACAAAGGUUCGGCUGUCAAUACUUUUACUAUUCAUCCAACAGGAAAACUAGCAUUAUCUACUGGAGCUGAUGGUGUGCUUAGAACAUGGAAUCUGAUUAAAGGUAGACAAGCUUACGCUACUAACUUAGUACCAAAACUGAAGUCUGAUGCUAAAUGGGUAACAAUCAUUAAGUGGAGUCCGAAUGGCGAAAAAUAUCUAUUAGCUACUAAUGCAAAUAUAUAUGUAUAUUCUGUGGAAACAGCUAGCAUAGAUAAAGAACUUACAUUCGAGUCAAAAGUUAUUUGCGUAGAAUUCUUAAAGGAUACUUUAAUCGCUAUUGGUUUCGAGAAUGGAGAAAUCAAAUUUUAUGACCUUCGAACUUCGAUGCAUACAAUGAAUACAAAGGCUCACAGUAUGAGAGUAAAAUGUAUUGCACAUAUGAAUAACUUAUUAGUUAGUGCUUCCAGUUCUGGAGAAAUUAAACUUUGGAAAUAUAACAAGCAUAGUUUGGACAUGUUGCAAACUGUUAAUUGUGGCGCAAGGAUUACUUGUCUUUCUCUGGCACAAAUCUAUAAAGACUUAGUACAGGAAGAAGUUAAAUUGGAAGAAAAUGAGGGUAAAAAGAAGAGCCGGCUCAGACUGAAACAAGAAGUUAUUAUUGAAGAUGAAGGUGAGUUGAAAGACUCAGACGGCGUUACAAAUUCCAAAGAGAAAACAUCAAAAAUAAAACGUAAAAGAAAGAGACCUAUAGAAGACAACGUUGAGAAUUUACAGAAGAAAAUUCCAGAGUCAAAAGAGACUAAUACUUCAAAGAGAAAGAAAGAUGUACUAUCGCAGACAGAAGAUGUUAUUGAUAAACCAAUAAAGAAGCAAAAACUGUUAAAGGCAAACUCUUCUAGUAAGAAACGAAAAGAGGACAGUGCUGCAUCACAAAUCACUUUUCCGAAAAAGAAAAUGAAAAAGAUGAAUAAACUUGAAGAAUCAUCUCUCUCUCACAAAAAACAUAAAAUAAAAUUACCAAUGACAAACAUCGAAGACGCUCCGCCUAGGAAAAUAAAGAAGAAAAUAAAAGCGGAAAAAGAAGUUAUGUCAAAAAGGAAAAAGAAGAUAAAUGAAUAAAUUAGGUUUCAAUUUAGGAGAAAGAAGUCUCUUUAUAAAAGUUAUUCUCUUCCGUGUGAUAUUUACAUAAUAAGCUUAGGGCUAAGAGUAGCACUUAAGAAUAGUAUGUAAUAAAUUACUCGCUAGUUCCUAUAACUGUAAAUCAGUCUAUAUUUACAA
Nylanderia fulva is the source of this 1842-nucleotide messenger RNA. Its product is annotated as p21-activated protein kinase-interacting protein 1-like. The record is from RefSeq and is a predicted model, not a curated record. Gene Ontology annotation, molecular function: protein binding. NCBI's taxonomy places the organism in Eukaryota, Metazoa, Arthropoda, Insecta, Hymenoptera, Formicidae.